AUGCGAGUAUCAGCAAACCUAACAGUAACAGCCUUAAUAACAUCACAUAUUUCAAGAUCCCCUUAUUUUCAACUUACAAUGAAUAAUGCAUUCACAAAGUUACAAGUCAAGAAUUGCCAUUUUAACAAAUUCACAGCUCCAUUAGUACAAUCUUUUUCAAAAAAUACUCAUAUUCUUCUUAAAUCAUCACGUGCAACAAACUUUUUGCAGAGUGUUCUUCGCGUAGACUCUACAGCUAUUACUUACCGUGAAGUUGUCGAAAAUGCAGUUACAAACUUAAACAUGGGACGCAACGUAGAAGAUGUUGCUUGCCAGGAAAUGAUAUUCAAGAACUGCACAACAGCAUAUGAUGGUGGCGCUGUCUUUGUCAUCAUCGGCGGCAUUUUCUAUUGCAAUUUUACAGCUUUCGAUAAUUGCUUUACAAACCCUGACUACAUUGGCGGUGCUGUCUAUUGCAUUGCCAACGCUACAAACUUCACUGGUGAUUGCUUCAGGAGCUGUUCUGCAAAGAAAGGAUGCGCUGUUAUGAACCCAGAAACUAACUACCAGUUUUCAAUGAAAUUAUGUCAGAUGAAUGAUAUUAUUCCAGAUGCUACUAACCCUGCUCGCGUUGUUGAUGUCUAUGCUCGUGAUAUUCUUAUCCUUGGAUCUAACAUGUCCAACGUCAAACUCAGCCAAAUCGUUCGCUUCAUCCCAACACAGAACUUCGUUUGCAAUUUUACAAACUACGAAAACGCUGUUGUUGACGGUGCAGAGUAUAAGGCAAUGUUCAAGUUCCAUAAAAUGAACAGGCAAAUGUAUAUUUCAUAUGUCAACUUCAAUAACUGCUCAAUCUCUAAUAGCGGAUCAGAUCUCGGCUACUUAUUCAACAUUAAUGGCUUUUCUAUUACUAUUAACAACUCUAUCAUCGUUAAAUCGACAUUUGAUUCAUUCUCAACCGGCGACAAUGUUACUGUCUACAUUAGCAACUCUGUUUUCGAUUUUGCUAAGGACAAGAUCACAAAUGUUACAGUUGUUGAUGAUAAUGUUACCUUCGCUGCUACAGAUGCUAAGCCACUUGCACUUACAGCAGUUUCUACAGAGGGUUGCUGGUUCCAUUCAACUUAUAAAUGGGAAAGACCACCUCUUAAGUCCCAGGGCUUGAUCCUUGGCUUUAUGGCCCUUGCCGUUAUUGUUACUGUUUGCAUCCUCAUCUGGAAGAAGAGAAGCCUCGAUAAGCAAAAACCAGUUGAUGAAGACGACGAAGCUGAGAUGCUUAUGGCUGGAUCUGGACAGUAA
This is a messenger RNA of Trichomonas vaginalis G3, 1278 nucleotides long. RefSeq lists its product as uncharacterized. NCBI's taxonomy places the organism in Eukaryota, Parabasalia, Trichomonadida, Trichomonadidae. The record is from RefSeq and is a predicted model, not a curated record. The transcript has a single exon. The coding region runs from base 1 to 1278 and encodes 425 amino acids.